Jaculus jaculus (lesser Egyptian jerboa) is the source of this 4482-nucleotide messenger RNA. It is a transcript of the gene Oxr1, whose product is annotated as oxidation resistance 1. The record is from RefSeq and is a predicted model, not a curated record. Gene Ontology annotation, cellular component: nucleus. Lineage: Eukaryota; Metazoa; Chordata; Mammalia; Rodentia; Dipodidae. Gene Ontology annotation, biological process: response to oxidative stress. Bases 139 to 2766 code for a protein of 875 amino acids. The transcript has 16 exons.
GUGCUGUCAACCCAUCAGUAACUAAGGGGUUUGUAUGCUGUUCCAAGAGCAAAGCGAAAAUUGCUAGUGGGCCUGUCAAACAGACUUCCUAAUUUUCUAUUCUGUAAUCAAGAGAAGACUUCUCCACACAUUGCUGCAAUGUCUGUAUCAAACCUGUCUUGGUUGAAGAAAAAGUCCCAGUCGGUGGAUAUUACUGCUGCAGGGUUCAACCCCUUAGCUGGUGCAGGAAAGCCAGCACCACAAGCCAGCAAGCCACCAGCACCCAAGACCCCCAUCAUUGAAGAAGAGCAGGACAGCACAGCAAAAACUGAGAAGCAGCCUUCCCGGAGGAGCGGGCUAAAGAGAUUCAACACCAUUGACACUGGUCAAAAGAAGAGCUUAGACAAGAAGGAUGGGAGACGGAUGUCUUUUCAGAAACCUAAAGGAACUCUUGAGUAUACUGUUGAAUCAAGGGAUUCUUUGAAUAGCAUAGCCUUGAAAUUUGAUACAACACCCAACGAACUUGUUCAGUUAAAUAAGUUGUUCUCCAGAGCAGUUGUUACUGGGCAGGUUUUAUAUGUUCCUGAUCCUGAAUAUGUCUCCAGUGUUGAGAGCUCUCCAUCUCUAAGUCCUGUCAGUCCUCUGUCUCCAACAUCAUCUGAGGCUGAAUUUGAUAAGACCACUAAUCCUGAGGCAGUCCAUCCAAAAGAAGCAAUCCCCACAUCUACUGUCACUGGCCCUCGACCCGCAAGAGUUGUAUCAUCUACUUCAGAGGAAGAAGAAGCAUUUACUGAGAAGUUUCUUAAAAUUAAUUGCAAAUAUAUCACCAAUGGCAAGGGCACAGUCAGUGGUGUGCUGCUAGUCACACCAAAUAACAUAAUGUUUGAUCCACAUAAAACUGACCCUCUGGUUCAAGAGAAUGGCUGUGAGGAAUAUGGCAUCAUGUGUCCAAUGGAAGAGGUGAUGUCAGCUGCAAUGUACAAAGAAAUUUUGGAUAGCAAAAUAAAGGAAUCCUUACCCAUAGAAAUAGAUCAGUUGUCAGGAAGGGACCUCUGCCAUUCGAAAAAAAUGACAGGAAUGAGUACUGAGGACAUAGACUCGAGGGUCCGCGAUCCAGGUAACGAUAGUGCCAGCACAGCUCCACGGAGCACCGAGGAGUCUUUCUCUGAAGAUGUGUUCACGGAAUCAGAACUCUCUCCUAUUCGAGAGGAGCUUAUCUCUUCAGAUGAACUGCGACAGGAUAAAUCAUCUGGUGCGUCAUCAGAAUCCGUGCAAACUGUCCAUCAGAUUGAAGUAGAAUGUUUGACAGCCAAGUCAGAGGCUACUAAUGCUCCUGGCCACUUACAGUCCGAUACUGGACAUCCUACAAAUGAAGUUGGGGCGUUACCUCAUGAAACUGAUGUAAGUAAUCCUGACCUGGCCACAAAGCAGGAAGAUACAGUUACAAACAGCUUUCAAGGAGUCUCAGACACUACAGAACAAAACACAAGCACAAAAGGUCAUGAUGACCAGGAUGUUCCUCACCAUAAAAAUUUGUCACACCAGGAGGAAGGUGAAAUAGAAAAUAAACCUUCUGGAGAAACAUCAGAAUUUCAACAAAAGCAAACUGCCAACAUGGACAGACAUGGGCAGGAGCAAAAACGGGACUCUGAGACAGAGGUAGAAGAGCUACGCAAACUCUGGAAAAGUCAUUCUAUGCAACAAGCCAAACAGCAAAGGGAAAAUAUUCAGCAGGUGUCACAAAAAGAAAUUAAACAUAAAAUUGCAUCUGCCGAUGGACACAUCGAUGGCUCUGUACUUUUAAAGGAAAGGAGGAGGCAUCGAUUACAUAAGUUCUUAUGUCUUAGAGUUGGAAAACCAAUGAGGAAGACAUUUGUAUCUCCAGCAAGUGCUACCAUGCAACAGUAUGCCCAAAGAGAUAAGAAACACGAGUACUGGUUUGCAGUGCCACAGGAAAGGACGGACCACUUGUAUGCCUUCUUCAUUCAGUGGAGUCCAGAAAUAUAUGCAGAAGAUACUGGCGAGUACACCAGAGAACCUGGGUUUAUAGUAGUGAAAAAGAUUGAAGAGUCUGAAACAAAUGACAAUUCUGCUGGUCAAGCAGCGGCCAGAGAAUGGGAGGUAGUGUCAGUGGCUGAGUACCACCGCAGGAUCGAUGCUCUAAAUACUGAAGAACUGCGCACCCUCUGCAGACGUCUCCAGAUCACAACAAAGGAAGACAUAAAUUCAAAACAGGUUGUUCCAGCAAAAGCAGAGCUGGAGUCUGAAUCUUUUCGACCCAACCUCAGCGAUCCCAGUGAACUCUUACUGCCGGAUCAAAUUGAAAAGCUUACCAAGCAUCUUCCACCAAGAACAAUUGGCUAUCCAUGGACUCUUGUCUAUGGUACUGGGAAGCAUGGCACCAGUUUGAAGACCCUUUACCGAACAAUGACAGGUUUAGACACCCCAGUGCUGAUGGUGAUUAAAGAUAGUGAUGGACAGGUUUUCGGUGCUUUAGCAUCUGAACCAUUUAAAGUAAGCGAUGGCUUUUAUGGUACUGGAGAAACCUUUGUUUUUACGUUCUGUCCAGAAUUUGAGGUCUUUAAGUGGACAGGAGACAAUAUGUUUUUUAUCAAAGGAGACAUGGAUUCAUUAGCUUUUGGUGGUGGAGGAGGAGAAUUUGCCCUUUGGCUUGAUGGAGAUCUCUACCAUGGAAGAAGCCAUUCUUGUAAAACAUUUGGGAAUCAUACGCUUUCUAAGAAGGAAGAUUUCUUUAUCCAAGACAUUGAAAUCUGGGCUUUUGAAUAAAUACAAUACUCUGUAUUAGCAGGAUAAUGGCCCAAAUCUGACAUGGACAAGCGUUGUUUGGAAUGUUCAAGAAGCAAUACAAUGUAACAUGUCACUCGUGAUUUAGUCUGUUUUUCCCUUUUCUACAACUAUAAGUUUGCAUUUUAUUUUUCAAAUCAUGUUUCUGUCCCAGAGUUCUUUUGGUUACUGUGGCCUGGGUCUAUGUAGUGUAACAGCUGGAUGGAGUUUUGUCAGAAUUUCAGCAGCAUUUUCAUCAUAAUGAUCACUUCAUUUUCAACUCAUGUUCUGUUAGUCUCCCAAUAGGAUGGUGCUCUUUUGUUGAACCUUUAAAAAAAAAUCUUAUUGUUUCUUUUACUACAGCAGUCUAAUUGGAACACUGAGGAAAUUCAGUCUAGAUGCUUUUGUAUCUGGUGAGGUUAGCACUAAUGACCUUUGCACGUGUUCAUCUUUUUCUUAUGAAGGAGAAACCACAUGCCAAAGUAAUACAUGCUUCAUAGACCACUUCCAGUUCUGAGUCACACUAUUGCAUUCUCUUUAUUGAUUUUGCAACUUCUCAAUUUUACUACAGACAAAUGAAAUUUGAGGGAGUUCUAGUUGGAACAGACCACAGUGUACAUGAGCUACAGGUUUGGGCACAUGAUUAUAUCACUGAAUUAUCAGACAAAGAGUAAACUAUUGACAAAGGAGAAUGAGAACUUAAUGAUUCUAUUGGAUUUAAUAUAUUAAGCAAGUAAUACUAUUUACAUAUUUGUAGCUUACUAGGGCAUUGUCAUAAGUAGAAAAAUCUAUGAAACAGGUACAUAUUUCUUCCAACAUUGUGUCAGUUCCACUGUUUUAUAGUUCUGUUGUAGCCUUGUUGCACACCAGCUCCAAUUUUUUUUUUCUGUUCAAAAGGAAAAAAAUAACAUUUUAGUGGUAUAUGUUACUAAGUACCAUUAGCAUUUGCUCUUAUUAAAGGGCAGUGAUUAUAGUAGACAAUAUUGUAACUCAGUAGACUUGGUGAAUAUGCAAACUUACUGUCAAGUGACCUCAAAAAAUGAAAAGAUAGAAUACACUAGUAGUUCUUAUUCUCUUUUGUAGGAAACUAACAAUAAGCCAUCGUGGCAAUAAUUCAUCAGUUAAAUUUCAGAGCUUCGUGUCAUGCAAAAAAAAAAAAAAAAUCCUCCUGCUGUUCUUCAUGUGACAGUGACUUUGUGCUGAAAGUUCAGCUAUUCCAGAUAGCAAUGUAUAUCUUGUAAAUUAAUGUUUAAAGGUAGUUUUGUUCUUAUAGAAAAUGUUGAUUGCCAGGUUGCUUAUAGCACUUGAAAUUACUGAAAAUGAAAUUAUAAGCCAAAUAUGUUGGCUUAAUUAGUUUUAGUUGUAUAACACUUAAAUAUAUCUAGCUCUUUUGAAAAAAGUUUAACUAUCUAAAGAAGGCAUAAUGCUAAUUUAAAAAAUCUGAUGUUCUACCAUAAUAUGCUAUAGCUGAAUAUGAAUAGAAGUACAGGGCAUCAUUUCCUUGUCUGUGUAAAGCUCUUGUUAUAAGUAACAGUAUAUAGGCUAAAUGUUUAUAAGGUGGGGAAUUGUAAAUAAAUAAAUCACCCCCUUUGGUCUUCCACAGCAGUAUUAUUGUCUUUGUGGAGUUGACUAAACAUAAAAUAAGAAUCCUUAAUGGAUUUCAGCUACCGUAUGGUCAUAGAAAUAUAUACCAAAUAAAAUUAAAUGCAUAAAUGCAAA